Molecule: messenger RNA, 1404 nt
Organism: Linnemannia hyalina
Lineage: Eukaryota; Fungi; Mortierellomycota; Mortierellomycetes; Mortierellales; Mortierellaceae
Source: the annotation of a GenBank genome assembly
AUGCCUCGCAAAUACGGCACAACAGUGUAUGUGAGGAGCAAGUGGCCACUGAUGCUCCGCAUCAAGGGAACCGUCAUCCUCUCCAUUUGGUGGCAAAUCUUAGCAAUCGGUGUCUACUCGACUGCUGUCUUCUUUAUCGACAAAUACUCUGCCUGGAAGAUGAACUACUCCCUCUCGCUGGUCUCAGUGAUGGGUAUGGUUGUCUCCCUUCUCUUGGUCUUCCGUACGAACACCGCUUAUGAUCGCUACUGGGAGGGUCGUCGUCUGUGGUCACAGAUGACACUCUGCAUCCGUAACCUGACUCGUUGUAUCUGGGUCAACGUUUCCGAGACCGAGACCCGCGACGUGCUCGAGAAGAAAUCUGCCAUCAACCUCCUUGUCGCCUUUGCCUUUGCCACCAAGCACUACCUUCGUGAGGAGUACGGUUACGAAUACGAGGACAUGGUCGACCUGUUGGCCCACAUCCCCAAGUAUUCUCUUCCCACCUCGACUCAGCCCAUGGAUUGGAGAACUGAUAUCCCUACCCCUCUUGGAACCCUCCAAACCCAGGGUAAUCAGCAACAACAUCAACAAUCAUUGCAAUUGUCUGAGAAGCAGGGCGUCAAGGUCUCUGGUGUCAGCACCACCACUGGCCAAGGCGAGACCCGUCAUCGCCGUCAGCAGAGCAAGCGUCGCGCUUUGGCAUUUGAUUUCUUGACCCCCACCAACAUCCCCGUCGAGUUGUCGUACUACAUUGGAAGCUACAUCAAGUCCUGCGGCGCCAAGCAGAAGGUUGACGCUUCGACCAUGACCGUGAUGAACAACUCCCUCGUCUCCAUGAUCGACUGCCUCACCGGAUUCGAGCGUAUCCUCCGUACCCCGAUCCCCCUCGCCUACUCCAUCCAUCUCCACCACGCCACCUGGAUCUACCUCCUCGCCCUGCCCUUCCAACUCGUUCAGAACCAGGACGAGCUCAUGAUUCCCUCAGUCAUGCUCGCUGCUUUCACACUCCUCGGAAUCUUGGGUAUCGGUUACGAGAUCGAGAACCCGUUCAACGACGACUAUAACGAUCUGCCUCUGGAUGAUUUCUGCAAGGUGAUCCAGGCCGAGGUCGACUCGAUGGUCAUGAACCGCGCCCCCGUCCCCGCUGACUGGGUCUUUUCCGAGAACAACUACCCCCUGGCCAACUCACGUCUUUCGGCAAAGGAGCUUUCAGAGUUGUCGUUGGAACAGGUGCACAGGAUCUUGGAGGCCGAGGGACGUCCUACGGUGCAAUAUACUAGGAACGAGCCUGGAAAUGUUCAUGAGGAGGCGAUUCAGAAUUUGAAUGUUCAGAAUGCUGCUUCUGGGGCCACGAGUGUGCCUUCAAUUGUUGUUGAGGUUCCCCCUACCGCCCCCGUCAACAACAACACUCUUCCCAAGUAA